Drosophila eugracilis is the source of this 2151-nucleotide messenger RNA. RefSeq lists its product as uncharacterized. Lineage: Eukaryota; Metazoa; Arthropoda; Insecta; Diptera; Drosophilidae. Bases 168 to 1631 code for a protein of 487 amino acids. The transcript is spliced from 4 exons. The record is from RefSeq and is a predicted model, not a curated record.
AGUACAGUAAAUAAAUGAAUUUACUUUGAUUUUCGGCAAUUCCUUUCAAGUUAAAUCCAAUUGCCUCUGAUUUGCCUGUAACGUGUAGACGCAUUUUACUUUUUCGAAAACCUGUUCGAGGGAGAUAUGCCUUCACUGGGACGCUCAAAGACUCCGCGGCUGGAAACAUGGCGGACACCAUCAGGUGCAUCUGCGAUUCCCUCAACUCUAUGGUUGGUUACCUGGUAACCAUGAGGGUCUGCGAGAUCCGGCACUGCCUUGAGUUCCUUGGAGUAGCGCACACGGAAGUUAUAUUGGGCGUCAUUCUUUUCGUCCUCUUGCAGUUCACCAAGUUCACGGCAGUCCUUCUCUUGGCUGUACUCCUAGCAUACGGAAUAUUUUACAUGUGGGAGACCUUCUUUCCGGAAAUCACCCAACUUGGACACAGGGGAAUGAAGAUGUUUCGGAAUGUACGCACAUCUGCCAAUUUACCACCUUUUGCUUCUGACACUGAGGAGACGCCAGGAGAAUACGUAAUCAGACCAAAAGUAAAGCAGUAUACAAGCGGCAUCGUACCUCCACCAAAUACGACAAUGCUACUUCCCAUGUUACCAACCAAUCUAAGAACCACAGGCUUGCAAACUGACCGCCGCCGACAGGAAGAGGAAAACAGGAGAGGGUCUCGCGGACGUGGUCACACAUCUCAUCGGGAACCACAGGAAACGGGAACACAUCGCCAAGAUCGACCUUAUUGGCGACCUGUUAGCCCUGAACGAGAGCAGCACCACUCAGCGAAAAAAAAUCCUCGUGGAGCCAGCGGGAGUGGUGGAGCAGGUGAAUCUAAGCGGCUGCAGAAUGUUAUGCGAAUUCCCACUGUCACAAGUGGAGUGGUGGAUACCCGAAGACUGUCCAACGUGACCAGCGACCAACUUAAACGUCUGCCCAAUAUGACAAGUGGAGAAUCCAGGAGGAUACCAAAAGUAACUAGUGGUGCCAACGAGUCCAAGAAACUGUAUAACAUGACAAGUGGGGAAAUUAUUGAUUCCCGAAGGAUUCCAAAAUUAACUACCAAUACCAAUGGGUCCCGAUGGUUACCAAAACUAACAAGUGGUGAAAAUAGGGAAUCCCGAAGGGUUCAAAAAAUGACCAGCAAUACCAACGAAUCCCGAAAAUUACCCAAUAUAACCAGUGGUGAAGUCAAGGACAACAGAAAGAGUUCGCGUCCUUCUGAUGGAGGUGAAUUACGCCGUACUUUCAAUAAUCAUAGAGGUUAUGACGAGUCCAAGACUCGUCGUCCGUUGGAAAAAUCUCAUCCCGGCCCAGGUCGUCGAUCGGAGGAGCAAUCAAAGCAACGGAAAACCAGCAACGGCCAUUCCGCGGUCACUACGCGCCGAUUUCCGGAGGACCAUUACGAUCGAUUGAAACUGGAGAAUCGGGAAUACCAGGCUCGUAGACUUCAAGGGAGUGGUGCACCUGGGUUCCGCCAAGGUUUAAGUAAUCCCACCUCCGAGGGAGCUUUGCUAACCAAACAUGAUAACUUUAUUCCAAAUCAUCGCCAAGGUGAGGGGCGGGAAUUCCAAAGGAACACGAAAUCAAGCCAUCCAGGAAAGGAUCGGAGCAGACCUUAUCGCAUACCUAAUCCGGUAUUCUAGAAUGAACAGGGAUGGCAUACUGAAAAGAUCAACCUUUCAAGAAGGUGCCAAAGAGUAAGAGAAUUUGUAUCUUCCCAAGGAGUUCCUAAAUAAAUAUAAAACGCAGAAGCCCUUCUCAAACCAGCGUUGAAUCUAGAAAAACUAUCCAAUUUGACGAAUACCCCAUGACAGUUGACAGUCGAGAGGAUUCCGAAGAUGAACUGCCAUGCCCAAGUUCUAAUAAAGCAGAGGUCAUAAAGGUUAAUAUUGAUUUAGGUAAGAAUAAAACCGAUAAUACCAAGAGAGAGAUUCAAAGAUCCAGCUGUGAAGAUGUAAACAAUCCGAAGGAGUAUCCCUUUGUUGUUGAGAUCCCCGAGAAAAAGAAAAAUAAGAGUAAAAAAAACUGCUGUGCUAGGUUAAAGGACAAACUAGCAGAAAAAGGCAAAUAACUGAAGCCAUUUUGUAUGUUUAUCAAAAUUAUUAUGUUUUCCCAAAGCAAAUAGGCACAACGAAGGCAUUAAAUAAAUUUUUUUGUAUUUUU